CGUGCAGGAACUGUAUAGAAAUGUACAGGGCACACAAGCACUUCAAUUAUUUCCAGUCGCGGGAUUAACGGACCGAACGCGUGCACUUACCAGCAACACCAAUGAUACACCGAACAGUCCCAGCAGAAGAUAGUACAGCAUGCCCAGGCCCGGACCAACUUUGAGGAUGUAACAGAUCUGGCAGAAGUUCACCGUGAUGAGCGUCAUAUCAAACAUGCUCUGCACGAACGUAUUUCCCUGCGGACUUUUCUGUUUACUCUCCUCAUGCUUCACGGCCGGUUUUGACUGGAUCGAAUUGGAUAAAAGUGUAGAAUCGAAACAAGAGCGCCCUCGGCCCGAUUGUUGAAGAAAAGUGGUCCGUGAAGAAUCCCCGUUCCUGUGAAUUCCUCAUUUUGUGCGCUAAAAUGACCGGAGAUUGAUCCUAAUCGUGUCGUUGGCGGCCCGUAUUGCUCUCUAUCUGAUAAGAAUCUGCCGAUACGAGCUCCGUCCCCGCCGAAGGGUCUCGCAAUGAACUGCAAACCGCUCGUGACGUAUUCCGGCGAUGCGCGUAUCUUCAAGACGCUGGAACCGCAUAUUGUGGCGGCUCUGCCAUCGGAUUCGGCCGAAUGGAAGCGUUCGUACGGGCGACCGGUGAAGAAUGUGCGCGUGGAAGUCACCUUUAAACCGUUCGAGCAAGGUGCUCUCGACAGAUACAAGGAGGGCAAGUGGAACAUCGUGGACCACCCGGUCCUGCACAUCUACGUGACCGAGUGCAACGAUCUCGAGGCAUACCGGGGCUCGGUGAAGGAGGAGAUCGACCAGUGGCUCAAGCUGCUCAACGGGUACGGUGUGACCGAUUGGAUGAUACUGCUGGUUGAGACGCUGGACGUGAAGAAAUCGAAAAACAUUCUACCCCGCACGACGGUACUGGACAAGAUACGGCUCGAGUUUGGGGCCAAAAAUGGAGACCGUUGCCUGUCCAUUCUCAACCCGGCUCGGUUCGAAAUGAAGGCAACGGAAUCGUUCCGCUGUCUGCUGCAGCGCAUCCGCCAUCUGAUGCUGACGGGAUACAACAAAAGUAUCGUCAAGUACGAAGAACUUAUUCGUACGAAUCGCGAGAAUCGCAUCCAGGAGAACUGGAGCUUCAUCGAUUACUUUCUGCUGCAGGAACAGCUAGCAUUCGUGCUGGAGAUGCUGGGCCAACACUCGGAAGCGCUCGUACAGUACGACGAGCUGGAUGCCAUGUUCUCCCAGUUCAUUCUCAACUCGGUGUUCGGCGAGAAGCAAAAGUGGCUCCUCAUCUUCGACCAGCCCCUCUACGCGUUCCACGGAAUAUCGCUAAAUCCGGCCAAAAUGAUGGAAACUCGCGCCAAGAUCGUUUCGCGCAAUGUUACGCUUCUCGAGUUCCGGAGUUACCUCUUCGAGCGUCAAUGCCUGCUGCUCGAUGCCGCCGGUAAACCAUGGGAAAUCGCCGAACGUUUGCUUCCGUUCCUUUUCUCUACACUGCGCGAGAUCGAAGCCCUGAAACUGGAAACACCGGAAGGCGCACUGGCCUGCUGGGAGUUUGUGUGUGCCCUCGAGGUGCUCCAUCUGUGCGAUAAGGUGCAGGAAUCGAAAGAUAUCUACAAGUGUUCCCAGUUUUCUGCUCCCAUUUGGAAUCUGGCGAAAGAUAAGCUGUACGGUUUGGGAAAACAGUGCGGGCUGCUGCCUGGGUUUGUGCCCACUUCGGAGCAGCUGCAUACCGUGCUACACCUUUCGGCCGGCAUGGGUGACAGCUUGCCCGAGACUGGUCAAGCGGCUGCCCGUCUCGAGCUUCAACCCGAACUACACGUAGAACCGCGCCCCGGCAAACCGCAUUCACCAGCACGGAAACCGAAGAAAUCGGCAACCGAUACACUGAAGGAGGCCCUCGGAUCCAAUCAAGCCUUCACCAAGCUGUAUCUCGAGCUGAGCGAGCUGGCGAUCAGCACCUACAAGCACGUGUCACGCCUCCGAUCGGCUCGACUGGUCGGACUUGAUCUGGGCAACUUCUACAUAACGCUCAACGAACCCCAGAAAGCGGUUAACUUCUUUACGGACCUGCUCCGUGAACUGAAGCAGGAAAACUGGCACUACCUUGCCAGCCAGACGCUGCUCGAGCUAGCCUCCUGCUACCGGAAGAUGGAGGACAACGUUAACUACACGAAAACGUGCUGCGCGAUCGCCUGUUGUCACGAUCUCGAGUUACUCGUACGUACAUUCUAUUUCGAUGAGUUCGUCAAAUCCCUUCGCACGCUUCAGGCGACCCGGAACGUGGACAUCGAUGCACUAAGUGUGAUCUGCACGCUCGAAGAUCACUUGCGCAUUGAACGGAUUCACCUCGAGAGCGCAUCGAUCGUACAGGAUGAGUUUAUCGUCGUGCAGCUUGAGUUCGAAAGUAACUUUCCACGAGAACUGUUGGCAGAACAGGUGCUACUAUCGUUCGAGAUGAAUGCCAAGCAGCAGCAGAGCAAUGCGGCUGAGCUGCCGUCCGCUGGCGUGAAACCAUCGGCCGAAAUUGGUGCCCAGCUACCGAUAACCCUGCAUCUCGAUUACAAGCAGGAUAACACACUAAGUGGAUCAUCCGUUGCGUGCGAUACACGCACCAAGCAACCGGUUCGCCGGAGCAGCAGCACACGACGUAAGAUUUCUCCGACACAGCGAUCAGAUUUUACCAAUUGUGUGUCAUGCGAGCGGAUCGUACUCCAGCCCGGCCGUAACUCACUCACGCUCAAGACGAAGGCAACCCGCGUCGGCACGUGGAGCUUCCGUCAGCUAGCGGUUCAGAUCGACAGCGUUGAGUUCCUGUCCGAGGGCUUACCACCACGGCUGGAACACUUUGAAACGAUUACGAAGGCCUCAAUCGCUUCACUGAACUUUGUGAAUCUCGUCGCUGGCGUUGAGCAACCGGUCGAACUGAUCAUUGCGGCCGGAAGCUUCCGUUUUCCCAAGGAUGCCAGCGCCACGUUACGCUGUUCGAAGAAUCUACGCGUGCGUCUACAGUCGCAGGAGAAGACGGCAUUCGAGCGGGAGCUCAUCGUGCCGCUAAAUGACUUCGCACCGUUUGAACAGCGCUCGAUCGCACUGGAAGCCAUCUGUGAUCUACCGGGUAAACGGGAGGAGCGUGCGAUCGAGCAGAAGGUUUCGCUGCAGGUACCCUGGAGCCGAAAUGAGAUAGCAAUCCCGCUCCACUUUAUGCCCGCCUUGAUCGCUUCUUGUCGUCUACACUCGUCCGGUUCACGCAAGUUCCUUCAGGUAGUGAUGAAGGGAGUCAGCGAUUAUCGCUUGGUAUUGCGCGAAGCACAAAUGACGUGCAGUGCCGCAGGUGUCACGAUCAUCGAUAUCAACCCUCCCGAACCACAGGAAAUGGUCAUGACCAAGGGACUCUCCAUUUCCUAUCUGUACGAGCUACAGGUGGAAGCGCUGAAGGCCGAACGCGAACUGCCGAUCGUGAAUGUGGACUUUCGGUUAAGGUUUGCUGAUGCUACGGUAGCGAUCGAUGCCCGCUCCUACCUACCAUACAGUGCGACGUUCGACGUGAUGGACUACACGACACUCUUUACGAUCUGUGCGAAGGUUGAACCACAGGAGCUGUGCCGUGUCAACUCGGUCUGCCACCUGAAUCUGCGCAUCUCGAAGGUACACGACAAUCCGUUCGCUGAUCUGAUGUACGAGGUGUUGGCCGACCAGAAUAUGUGGGCUGUCGUUGGUCGUACCGCGGGGGUCAUCUCGAUGGAAGAAGUAGAAAGCCACAGUAUCACGCUGGAUGUGUUACCGUUGGCCGCCGGCUUUUUACCGCUUCCCAACAUUCGCCUGUCCAAGUACAUCUCGGCAAGCAAAUCGAAAAGUGAUGCCCAUCCACGCUUGCAACCGUUUCCUCCUGGGCAGAUCUACAACUCAACUAAAAGCAUGCAGAUACACGUGCUAGCGAGCAACACCAAUUCGUCUGACCAGGUGCAGUAGUAGCAACGCAUCAAAUCCGAUCGGUCGUUCUGCUCGAGCUCCGACCACUUAUAGCUUAAUCGUUCAACAUGGCAAUACAACAUGACGCAUUCCAAGUGCGAGACACACAAUGUAACAAAGAUCUGAAGGUUAUUUUAUCUGAGAAAAGAUGAUCGUCACAGACAAAUUCCAGGUUUGGUCUCUAAUUCGGUUUUUAAACUCAUAUUCUACGUAUUUGAAGGUCUUAGUUCAUUAGUAUUAUAUAGUUUAACAAUCAAACUUCAUCCGAAUUCCUCUUAUGGUCUUCAGGUCAAAAUCGUUCCUUAGGCCUUUAUCAGAACAGAUGGAAUUGGCACACACUUUCGCAACCUUCUUUCAUCCGAUAAUAUAUGAUUCACGAGGUUAUUAUAUUCGCUACAUUCGAUAAACGAUGUACCAUCUCCCUGCAGCUUGCCUAUUUCCGUCUAGACGGUUGUGAUUAAGGUCGAACCAUGCAACUCUUAUCUUAUCGUACACGGUGCAUUCAGCAAAAUUUCGGGCAUUUAUUUGCAACGGCUGCAGCUCAAGUACUGCGUGAUUGCCAUCGGCAGUCAACAGUAACGGAACGUUGUCUUUGUUAAGUGCAGUAGCACCGCUUUCAAAAUGAGCAGAAGGACCACCGAUAGUGAACGUGAAGAGAUACCAUUGCAGGCGCUUGGACACGAAGAGAGAUCCAGCAAACAAGAAGGACGAAUAACUAACUGCGAGGAGAUCGAUGCUCCCGAAGCACAUCCCAGCAUUGAUACUCAAACCCUUGCCGGGCUGGUGACGAUU
This is a messenger RNA of Anopheles darlingi, 4752 nucleotides long. It is a transcript of the gene SIDL, whose product is annotated as trafficking protein particle complex subunit 10. Lineage: Eukaryota; Metazoa; Arthropoda; Insecta; Diptera; Culicidae. Gene Ontology annotation, biological process: intra-Golgi vesicle-mediated transport; early endosome to Golgi transport. The coding region runs from base 508 to 3960 and encodes 1150 amino acids. Gene Ontology annotation, molecular function: protein binding. Gene Ontology annotation, cellular component: TRAPPII protein complex. The record is from RefSeq and is a predicted model, not a curated record. The transcript is spliced from 4 exons.